This is a messenger RNA of Prunus mume (Japanese apricot), 3002 nucleotides long. Its product is annotated as RING/U-box superfamily protein. The record is from RefSeq and is a predicted model, not a curated record. Lineage: Eukaryota; Viridiplantae; Streptophyta; Magnoliopsida; Rosales; Rosaceae.
ACACAAAUGUUCAGUAUAAUCAAAUCUGUGAUUUGUGCAUAAGUAAUUAGUGCUGGCUGCCUCACAAGGUCACAACACAAGGAAAAUCAAAUGUCAAUAUCACUACAAAUGAUCUCACUGUUGGAAUUGGAUCAUAUACUAAAAAGGGAGGCAGGGGGUUGACUUCAUGCAUGAAUUGAUGAGAAGAAACUCUAUAUUCCAUUUACUGCAACUGCAUGCAUUUGUGGAGAUCUCGGUAAUAAGACGUGCUGCUGCGCUGACCGCCUUAUUACAUGCACGAAAGAUUAUAUUGACAAAUAACAUAAGAAAGAAAGAAAGAAAAAUAAAAUAAAAUAAAAGGAAAGGACCUGCAACUGCUCAAUUUUCAGCGGAUUUAAGAAAAUCAAGAAAAAUAUAUUGAGAGUAUUUUCAUAGUUUUAAGGAUUUUGCUCUGGUAAUACAAAUAUAUUUUCAGUUUUUGACACGUGUCAAAUUGUGAUUGGCAUGUAAUAAAUAGGAAUUGCAACUCCCCAAAUAUUUUGCUGGAAUUGAAGAAAAGUCAUCCUAAAGAGGUAAAAAAAGACUAAAAAGAGGGAGAGAGAAAGAAAAGAAACAGCUUCCUCCCACACUGUUUGUUUCAGUGUCUUUAUAUUCUCCAGCAAAACCCUAAUAUGCUCCCUCCCUUUUUACCUUGUAUAGAUAGAGUUUUGUUGUUGAUGUUAAAGAUCAAAAGCAACAAAUCAAAUUGUGUUAGAGUCUUAGAGACAUUGUAAUCUCAAGACUUAUUAUAAGUGAAUUUCCCAAAACCCAACUUCAUUUGUCUGUCUCUCAUUCUCAGACUUCCUCCUUGAAAAUGAUCCUCAGAAAUUAACCGAACAGAAGAAGAAGGAAAGACACACACACACACACAAACACAUAUACACUUAUAUUGAAGCAAUUCAUUCAUUCAUAGCAAACAUUGAGCUUCAGAAUGAUUGAUGGUUAUGAUCAUGAUGCAGCAGCAGACCUCUGCACCACCCGCGUCUCACUCAAUUACUCCCCCCUCCUCCACCACCACCGCCAUUAGAUCACCUACGGCAACCCCCACACACUCGCAGCAGCCAUCGCCUCUCUCUCGCCAUGCUCUGCCUCUGCCCGCGCCACCUGUCGAUCACGUACUGCCUAUCGCCGCUGCGCACCCUUCCAGUGAGCCUGCGUCCACAAUUCCGUGCCCACUUGCGAGGGUCCGGCUCUCCGAUAUUGCCCCGUAUGACGGGGCACCGAGCGGGCCGUAUUUGAGGGCGGUGGAGGCGCUUUCGGGGUCUCUGAUGAGGCACAAUGCGGCCGUCAUCGAAUUGGGUAGCGAGGACGCGGCUCUCUUGCGCUGCGGCUUGGAAGCUUCCAGGUUGUAUUUUAGGAGUAGAGCUCAGCUCGGUGCUGGGAAAGGAAGCCGUGGAGUUUACAUGUACAGAGCUGGCAGGGCUUUGGAAGAUUGGGACUCAUCCCCACCAUGCAUGGCCGAUAUUUUCAGGUGCAUGGGCAAGGCGGCCCAUGUUGCGUUGUGUGCAAUAGCUAGGCAUCUUCGUUUGCGAAGCGAUGUUUUUAACCAGUUACUUGAUGAUACUCCCCUUCCUGCUAAUGAGGUGUCCUCAUCAGUGCUUGUUGCAACCUACUCAAAUGCUUCCAUGCAAAAUGGAAAAGGUGCUAUUGGGGGAGGGAAGCCAGGAAUGAAUGGUGAAGUUGAGAAGGGGUUGUUGACAUUGAUUUCCUCAGACAGUCCUGGUAUACAGGUAUGUGACCCCAAUGGUCGUUGGUACCUAGCAGAGGUUGGGUUAGCUCCUGGGGAUGUUUUGCUACUUACAGGUAAGGCACUCAGCCAUGCUACAGCUGGCCUUCGCCCUGCUGCAUCAUAUAAAGCUGCUUCCGAUUACUCCUCAGGCAUUAAUAAUGGCGGGAGGACAUCACUUGCAUUUAGGCUCAUGCCACAAGGUAACGCUAUAUUAGAUUGCUCUCCAAUUGCAGCGGCUGGUCAUGUCAUUCCCCAGAGCUAUGUCCCAAUAUCUGUAAGCCAGUUUAUGGAUGAUCUUUCUGCUGAGGAAGAUGUAUUGGGCAGUCGUUCUGAUAGUACUUAUGUAGCUCGAAAUAAUUCAAACAAAGAACCAUCUUUAAGAAGUGUUCUCUCAGAUCCCUUAUCUGGUGCAUUCCUUGAAGAUGCUGUGGUAGUUUCCUGUGGGCAUUCAUUUGGCGGUCUCAUGUUAAGAAGAGUCAUUGACACAUCAAGAUGUACCCUCUGCAGUGCAGACAUUGAGAUCGGGUCUCUGGUUCCUAAUCUUGCUCUGAGAGCUGCAGCUGCAGCAGUGAAGCAUGAGGAUGAUCGAAGGCUAUUUCAUAACGCGACUAUCCGAAAGCGUCGGAAAGAAUUGGGUGACCAAAUGGAUUUAUCAAGAAGACCAAACAGGGAAAAUGGAGAUGUUGGUGAUGAUGGGCUUCGUGGGGUGCAGUAUCCAUUUUCUGUGAAUGAAAAAGUGGUAAUCAAGGGGAACAGGAGGACUCCAGAAAAAUUUGUUGGGAAGGAGGCGGUCAUUACAUCGCAGUGUCUCAAUGGCUGGUACUUGCUCAAGAUUAUUGAAACUGGAGAGAAUGUUCGCCUGCAAUACCGUUCCUUAAGGAAGAUGUAGAACGCGCCUGCCAAUGAGGACAAUGCUCUUCACAAACCAUCGAGAACAGCAUCUCACGAAAUCAUUAACUUGUUGUAGUACUUAAACCUCGAUAUGGAAGUUGCUUGUCAGUCCACCACCCCUUUGUUGUAACUUCUUGUGUUGGAAUAUGUAACCAUAAGAGAAGUAGUGUAUUAGAAUCUGAGUCUCAGUUGAGCGCUUGUAAAAUGGAAAACAAUGAUACGUUUUUAGUUAGUGUUUUGGGUUUUACAGGUGAUGGUACUUUGAUUUGAUUAUUAAACUCUACCCUGAUCCAAUAGUGAAUUAGGCAGCGAAUGAAGACGACUACAAAUGACACAUGAUGAGUAGGCAGAUAGAGCUUCUGUC